This is a messenger RNA of Pantherophis guttatus, 2806 nucleotides long. Its product is annotated as lebercilin-like protein. Gene Ontology annotation, biological process: intraciliary transport. Gene Ontology annotation, cellular component: axoneme. The record is from RefSeq and is a predicted model, not a curated record. Lineage: Eukaryota; Metazoa; Chordata; Lepidosauria; Squamata; Colubridae.
CCCUAACAUCUGCCAUUUUACCUUUUCCUUCCAUUCAACUUUGCCCUACAAGUCCCAUGAUGCUCAGAGACGAAGUUCUCUAGUUGCCAUAGUAGCAAAGAUCUAAACAGCCACUUCUUUGCCAACGAAGCCCAAGAACCGGUAACGGAAUAAACGGACCUCGGGUAGAAGCCUCUGUCUGGGCAUCGUGGGGAGGAAGUUUAAACCCUGCGUGCUUGGCGGGAGCUUCGACUUCUGUUCUCUGGGCAGUCGAGGAGUGCUUGGUUCGGGUUGUGGUGCCAUUUCCUUUGGGAAAUAAAGUAUAAUUGAUAGACUUCCCUGCCAUUGGUGGAAUGAUGGCUUCUGAUCAUACAGCCCUUCAUCAUAUUGUCCAAGAGGAAAAAACGUCUCGGCAAUGCAGAAAAAGAGGAAGCUCAAACGAUUCUCCAGGUAGGCUUAGUAAGAGCACCAACAGUCAAGACAUUAGCUGUAGCAAACAUUCCAGCAAGCCUGGAAGUGCUCAGUUUACCUACUCUAAUGACUUUCAUGAUAAUGCUUCAAGAACAGCUGUCAAUGGCAGCAAGAACAGCAUUUGUUCAGAAGAGAACAUCUGUGGAACGUCUCUGAACUACUAUCACGAAGAUUUUCACUCGGAUGCCUCUGAAACCUCCAUAAGUGAAGAGAGUGGCAGCUACAUCAUCCCAUUGCCCGAAACACCAAAAACUAAAGAGCGGAAUUUACCAGAAAAGAAAAAGAAAAAUGAUGUCCAUACAAAAGGAGGUAAAAUGUUGCCUAAAAAGAAACCUCAGCAAAAGAGCUCAUAUAUUACUGACCAUACCAUCAAUGCCCAGGAGAAAAAUAACAUGACUUGCCGUCUCUUGUCAGCAAGAGACCAUCAAAUUAAAGAACUGAAAAACCAAGUGGCUGUUUUGCAGAAUAGAUUGGAGACCUUUAUUACGGAAAAUAAAAUGUUGAAGCAUCUUCAGUCUCAACAGUUAAAAGCAAUUACAAAAUAUGAAAAUGCUGAAAUUAAGCUGCCUGAUCUUUUGGCCACGCAGGCCAAUGAAGUGCAGACUCUGAGAGUACUUCUCAGGAAAUCUCAGGAAGAAGAGCGCAGGGCUUCCCAAAAGCUAAGAAACGUUGAGGCACAACUCUUAAAAACCACGGAUGCCUUGCGGGCACUACAGAAACUUUGUAUAGACAAAAAACUUGAAGAGAGAGAAGAACUUCAGCACAAAUUAAGAUCACUUACCCAAAAACUGGAAGCUAGGGAUAAGAAAACUCAGGAUUUGGAAAAGCAGCUGUCAUUGAAUACUGCUUCUUUUAGACACCAGUUAGCAGUUGAGAAAAAGAAGACUAUUGAAGCUCGGUCGAUGACAGCAAAUUUGCACGUAGAAAUCGAGUCGCUGAAGCUCAAACUUAAGGAAAGAGAAAAAGAACUAAGCAUUACAAAUAUUUAUGCACACCGGAUGCGCAAAGGUCAGCCAGAGAAAGCCGAUUCAUGUUCUUCUCCAAAAGGUCCCUUAAUCAACCCCAAAAUAACAUGCAGCAGAAGACCAAGGAACAGGCAACAGGGUGAAAUAACCAACUCUAUAGAAGAUUCUGUCACCAAUUAUGAGCCCUCAUUUGCCAGAUUUCCAAAGGAAAGACAAAAAGACACUUCUUCAACUCCCAGUGAAGAAAACAGUCACAAGAUACCACCUGGGAAAAAAAGGCUUCGUUUGGAAAAAUUGUUUGGGCCAAACUGCAUUUUAAAUACCAAAUGAUGGCUUGCAUUAUUUGAUUCCAGUCAAGCUCAUAGAACUAAUAGAUAUCAGAUAGUAUUAGGACUAGGACAUAUUAGGUAGUCGAUAUUAGUGUUAGAAGUAGGAUAUAUUUGAUCGUAGAUAUUAGAUCGUUUAGAACUAAGUGAUGUUAGAUAGUUAAUGUUAGCAUUAGAACUAAAUGAUGUUAGAUUAUUAUUAAAAUUAGGCAAUAUUAGAUAGUAGAUAUGAGUUAGUAUUAGAACUAAGCAAUAUUAGAUAGUAGAUAUUAAUAUUAGAACUAGGAUAUAUUAGAUAAUAGAUAUUAGUAUUAGAGCUAGGAUAUAUUAGAUAAUAGAUUUUAGAUAGUAUGAGAACUAAGAGAUAUUAGAUAGUAGAUAUUAGUAUUAGAGCUAGGAUAGAUAAUAGAUUUUAGAUGGUAUGAGAACUAGGAGAUAUUAGUAAUUUCUGUCGUUACUAUUGAAAUAAGCAGCACAUAAAACUCUAUUUUGUGAACUUUCUGAACAUUUUUAUAAACAAUGAACUCUGGUAAUUGACAUAACGACUAGAAGUAUUCAGUGCAGAAACACCUUCUAAACGUGCCCAUAAAAUCUAGGGCCAUGAGAUUCCAAAUAACAAUUAAAGACCCAGAGGAGACUUCACUCGGUAGUAUCCUAAUGGCAUUAACAAUAGUACGGGCAGAGAAUGCAAGCAAUGGAGAAAUAAGGAGAAGGGCAAUGGCAAUUGAACAACCUCAAACUAGGCAAGUACCAUGUAUGAGGUAGCACUGUAUAAGCAGCAGGCCCAAACGUCCAAAAUUAACCAUCCUUCGGAGCUGUUCUGUUUGGUUUUUUUUUAAUGCAGCAGAGAUGUUAAAAGUCCAAUGUCAAUAUGCAUGUCCAAUAAAAAUGAUCAUUAUGUGGGGGGACUUGCGAUACACACAGAAGUAUAGAUCUUCCUGAGUCAAAUAAGAUGCAUCUAGAAAAAAACUCCCAGCCAAAAAGGAUGCCCUCCAUAGGCAGAAAUGUGCCCAAACUUACAAUAAGGUUUGAGGGCAUUUGAAUAAAACAAAAAUUAGCCUUCAA